Molecule: messenger RNA, 3420 nt
Organism: Eriocheir sinensis (Chinese mitten crab)
Lineage: Eukaryota; Metazoa; Arthropoda; Malacostraca; Decapoda; Varunidae
Product: proteoglycan 4-like
Exons: 3
Coding region: 76-2511 (811 amino acids)
Cellular component (GO): extracellular matrix
Source: RefSeq, a predicted model, not a curated record
UCACUAUAUAAACAAGGGGUCAAGAGUGUCGAGGCAUCAUUCAGUUUCUUAGUUAGUCAGUUAAACACCGUCAUCAUGGGAUAUAAGCUACUGCUCAUACUGGGCGCCGCGUCGACCGUCGUGCUGGCUGACGAGAGGGCGGUGUACCGGCCGCCCGCACGCUCCUACCACCCGCCCGCAGCCCCCACACCACGGCGGGACCAGGCGAGGGCCCCCGCACGCUAUGACUUCAGUUACGCAGUGAAAGACGAAAAGGGGAACGACUACGGCCACUCCGAGACCCGGGAUGGCGAGCUCACUGAAGGCGCUUAUUUCGUGCUGCUGCCGGACACGCGGAGAAAGUCGGUGAAGUACACGGUGGAGGGCCAGUCCGGUUUUCAGGCAAUAGUGGACUACAGCGGCGAGGCGAAGUACCCUGUGACACCCAUCCGCUAUAGAUCGGGUUCCAGAGAUAGGUCGUCUGAGGAAAGGUCUUCACAGAGCUACAGACAGCCUCCUUCGCGAGCUCUAAGGCCAGGUUAUACGGUUCCUUCGAGUUCCAGCCAAACGACGACGAAGACCGCCAGUGUAGAGAAGACCAGCUCUCCCGUGACCGCUUCCAGACCAGUGAAGGCUUAUGUUCCUCCCACUGUUAGACCAAGGCAGAGGUACAGUGCUCGUCGUAUCCCAAUACCGAUACUAAAGAUCCGGAAAAUUGAAACGCCCGACCAAUCCGAGACUUCUGUUGGAUCUGAGCCGUCACAGAAGUCUGAAUCCGAGACUGUCCCUGAAUCCUCGAAAUUCUCAGCUCGAACACUACUUAUCGAACCCGCCACUGAAAUUCAACACGAGACAGCCAAAAAACCUCAGUCAAAGGCGGUCGAGCAACAACCCCAGCCAGAAGAAACCCAGAAGCCCCAAGUAGAAACGACCCAAAACCAAGGAAAGAUAAAACCUCAGUCAGAAACCACGGAUACACCCCAAGCACUCACCGAUAGCAAAAUACAAAAAGAAACUUCCUCUACACCUCAAGCAGAAACACUCCCUGGACCCCAGCAAGAAAUCUCCAUUGAACCCCGAACAGAAACCACAGAUACACCCCAAUCCCUCACCGCCAGCCAAACACCAAUAAAAACAUCCCCUAAACUUCAAGCAGGAGCCCGUGAACCCCAGCAAGAACCCUCCACUGAAACCCAAUCAAAGAAGACCCAAGAAGAGCAACAGUUGACCACCAAACCCGAACUAGAAGCCACCCUUGAACCCCAAUUAUUGAGCGCCCGUAAACUCCAAUUAGAAACCUCAACCAAAUCCCAACCAGAAGCGAACGAGGAGCCCCAACCGAAUGAAACCGGGAAAGCUCAACCAGAAAGAACCCAGAAACAGGACACGACUGGUCAACAUCAAACAGAAAACGCUGCCAAACCCCAAUCACUCAGAGUAGAAACCUCAACUGACACUCAACCAAGACCGACCGAGGUAAUCCAACUAAAAACAACCCAACGACAAGAAACGACUAGCCAAACUCAACCAGAGAUAAGCCCCGAAACUCAACCACAAACCGAUAGUGUAACCCAACCCAAAACAACCCGGGAGCAGAAGACAACCAUCGAAGUUCAACCAGAAGCAGUCCCGGAGCCAGAGCCGAAACCACCAACCACCUCUGAAAGUCCCCAACCAGAGGCAACCCAAGACAAAGAAGAACCGACCGAACAGUCUCAACCAAAACACACCUCCGAAAUUCCUAAACAAGAUACAACCCAAAAACAGGAAGAAACAACCGGCCAGUCCCAACCAAAAGCGACCUCGGAACGUCCCCAACCAGAAAAUCAAAACAACGAAGAAACGACCGAACUAUCUCAACCAAAAACCGCUCUGGAACUCGAACAAAAGGCGACCGAAGAAACCAAAACCACGAAGAAAUCCCAACUGAAAACGACGACCCAAGAAACCGAAACCAAGAAACCUCCACAAAAAAUGGUCUCCAAACCCCAACUGGAAAUCGCUCAAGAAACCCAAGCCGGAAAACAAGAAAUCCAGAAAGUCGAAACCGGAACUGGACAAAAAGUCGAAACGGAAAUUAGCCAAAGACCCGAAACUGAAACUAGACAAAACGCCGAAACUGAACAAAAUGUCGGAACUGAAACUAGACAAAAAGCUGAAACCGUUACUGGACGAAAAGUCGAUUCCGAAACUACCCAAAAGGCCGGAACAAAAACAAGACAAAGAGUCGAAACAGAAACUGGACAAAGAGCCGAAACAGAAAGUAUCAAAAACAUCGAAACAGGAAGAAUUCAAGAAACUAAAACCGAAACAACCCAGACGACAGAAGCGCAAAAACUUUCAACCACACAAAAAACAGGAACCGAAACUAGAAAUCUCCAAGACGCCACAGCGGAUACGGCAGCAACAGAACCUCAGCUCGAGACGCCCCAAGGAAGCGAGACGACCAGCAGCAGGAGCACGGCUAGAUCCAAGACGCUGGGAGCCAUUCGACGCAUCAGAGACUUCCUCAAAACACGUUUCUCUCCUUAAAGACCCUCUAACGACCUUUACAUCCCCCUCUCUCCUCUCGUUCCCUCUCGGCUCUCGUUCUCUCUCUCUACCUCCCUCUUCCUCUAUCAAUCCAUCUAGCCAAAAGUCUGCAAGCGUCACUUUUCCACAACUCAUGUGUCUCGCCUAAGCUAAUAAUGACGUAGAGUUUCUUAUUUUUAAUGGAAAGGAAGCAGCUCAACAGCAAAAAUAAAAAGGGGAAAUAAAAUAGCCAGCGGGCCUAGAUUCUGUUAACAGUAUAAGAAGAGGAAGAAAAGAAGGAAAAACUUAAAAACGUGUUCCUUUGCAGGAUCAGAUGAGGAAAGUAAAUAGAGAAGAAAGGAGAGGAGGGAGUAGAGCAAAAGGAUUCCAUAACAGAAAAGCCAGAAUCAUUUGACGAGGUGUUUUGAUAUGAAUAAUUAACCCCUGUAGUUAUUUAUUCCAUGUCUGGGUGAAAGUGUUGAUUGUAAACAGUAGUCAUUAUGAUGCCAUACUUUGUGGUAAAGGUAGAAAUAGUUGCGUUUGUGUAAUUUUAGGAGUAAGCUAAUAAAAGGAUAUAUGUGUUUAUCCUUGACAUGACCAUUGUUUGUUUAUUGAUGGUUAUCUUUAUUGUACUUUUAAGUGUAAAUUAUCUAAAAAAUAUUUGUCUGUAUUCUUAUCUAGACUAAUUAUUGAGUUUAUAUUUAUUUCCUAGGCUAGCGUGAAUAUGCGUCUCUUGUUUAUACUUGUGUUUGUUCGUUUAUUUGCAUGAGUCUGCUUGUUUGUUAAAUGGUACAAAUUAACCUCAAGAGUCUAUGUUUGCCUUACUUCUUGUCUGCUUUCAGUAUGUAUUUGUUUGAGUGUUUCCGUGCAUUCACUGUGUUCCGAAUGCAAUGUUUGGACUCGUUCGUUAUAACCCAACUUUCAUAAACG